UUUCCCGUGAUUCUUGGCAUAAGAGGCGUAGUACUGGUGGCAAGAAAAAGGCAAUCCGUAAAAAGAGGAAAUAUGAACUUGGCCGACCACCAGCCAAUACUAAGCUUGGAAGCAAGCGAAUCCACAAUGUGAGAACUCGUGGAGGAAACCAAAAAUUCAGAGCUUUGAGACUGGACACUGGAAACUACUCAUGGGGAUCAGAAAGGGUUACUCGCAAAACUCGUCUGAUUGAUGUUGUUUACAAUGCCAGUAACAACGAGUUGGUACGAACCAAGACUCUUGUGAAGAACUGCAUUGUCCAAGUAGAUUCCACUCCUUUCAGACAGUGGUAUGAAUCUCAUUAUGGUGUGCCCCUUGGUCGUAAGAAGACGGCUAAAGCAGUUGAAAUUGAGGAAAGUGAUGUGCUGAACAAAAAACGAUCACGUCACUGUCAACACAAGAUGGAGACACGCAAAACAGCAGCCAAGAUUUCACCUCAACUUGAAGAGCAGUUUACUACCGGACGAUUGUAUGCUUGUGUGUCCUCCCGACCUGGCCAGAGUGGACGAUGUGACGGUUACAUCCUUGAGGGCAAAGAACUCGAGUUUUAUGUGCGUAAAAUCAAGGCAAAGAAGGCCAAGUAGAAAGUCCAGCUCUGAAAUUUGUACAAACAAAAAUAAAAGUGCAUUACAUCUGACAGUGCCCAGUA
Messenger RNA from Stylophora pistillata, 688 nucleotides. RefSeq names its product small ribosomal subunit protein eS8. The record is from RefSeq and is a predicted model, not a curated record. Gene Ontology annotation, cellular component: ribosome. Lineage: Eukaryota; Metazoa; Cnidaria; Anthozoa; Scleractinia; Pocilloporidae. Gene Ontology annotation, molecular function: structural constituent of ribosome. Gene Ontology annotation, biological process: translation.